AUGGCAAGUAUCGUGAAGGCUCAGGUUGAUGGCUUGGUCGUGGCCGGACAAUUCGAGCCUCCAGCUACGCUAGCACAUGACAUACAUGACUUUGAAGACAUGCUUGCGUCCUGGGAUUCACUUCUACGAAUCACAAAGUCCGAAGAACGCCCAUAUCAUCCCAUUAAAAUCCUCACUACCAUCACCAUCCAUCAUCAUCAUCAUCAUCGUCAUCAUCUCCAUCUCUCGUCAACAAUCGCAGAAAUGGUCUCUGCCUUCCUCUGCACUCUGUGCAACCAAGCUGGCACCAUCAAGGUCAGCGGAUCCACUGGCAACAUGAAGGUGCACCUGGGCAGUGCCGCUCGCGGCUGCCACAACAUGGGGCCUUGGGUCUGCCAGGUCGCCGGUUGCAACGAGCGCGCCGCCAGAGCCGACCGUAUCAACCAAAGCCAUGGCACUGGCAACGCUAUGCACAUCGCACAACUUGUGCACGAUCAGGGACUGGCCGCCAACAUCGCCGCCGAGACCGAGAGAUGUCGCCUCCUAUACAUCGCUGCGCAGACCGCGGGUAUUCUUCCUGCUCCUGCUCCUGCUCCUGCUCCUGCCCCUGCCCCUGCCCCGAUUCUCGCCCCUAUCCCGGCUCCUGCUCACAUUGUAGCUACAAUCGGCGCUCCUGGCCUACCAAUUGCGCCACUAUACCUCUGGCGCGACUUCUCCGGCCCCCUGGUCAACUCGGUCGACUCCGUCUCAAGUACCGAGUUCACAUGGCCUCCCAGCGCAGUGGAGCGUGCUCCUGUGCACUGGCGAGACUUCUUGCCCAGCAGCGAAGACGAGGAUGAGGAGAUGGAGGAGUCGGGCGAAGACGAGGAUGACAACGAUGACGAUGACGACGAGACCGACGAAGAGGACGAAGACAAAAAGGCCAAGGGCCCAGACAAGUAG
Molecule: messenger RNA, 921 nt
Organism: Aureobasidium subglaciale EXF-2481
Lineage: Eukaryota; Fungi; Ascomycota; Dothideomycetes; Dothideales; Saccotheciaceae
Exons: 2
Coding region: 1-921 (306 amino acids)
Source: RefSeq, a predicted model, not a curated record